AUGUCGGAUAAUGAUGAUAGCUCAAAUGAAACUGCUGAUCUUGUUGUCAAGGCGCUCAAGAACAUAGCUACAAGAUACCAGAGUGUAGACCUUCAUGCUGCCAGUAGACAGCCCCCCUGGGACGUUGACGCGGAGACGUGGGUUCAUGAUAACUGGAAAUUCGCAAGACAGGAAGCUCUGUCGAUCGACGAAAUUAGCACUCUGAAUGAUCUGCUCUGUCAAAUGCAAACGCGCCAUCUACCUUCAUUACAACAACAACUCGUCAAUCUCUCAAGAUCACUAGACCUACCCAAUUUACCAAACAAUCCGAAUCCAAAGCUUGAGGAUACUCUAGAGAUCCUUUCCCAACUCGGCGACAGCUUGGAUCAAAUCAAUACUUUCGUCCAUUCCAUCGCCCCGAUUGUUGUCAAUCCAUUACAACAGACCGGCAAGGUUGAUCAUCAUUUCAGUGGUUUGAAAAAUUAUCGAUCUCGUGAGCUGAUCGAGAAAUUCAAUAAUUUGGAGAGAGAAAGUCUCAAGUGGCUAUUCGACAGUCUUCGCCGUUUCAUCCGAGCUAGCCCCAAGGAUCCUUGGACAAUUUUGAAUGAUGAAUCGAUUCUAGGUUCCCUCGGAAAGGAUGUGAUCGAAGCAAUAGACCAAUCCUACCACGCAAUCAGUGAAAUCAUCAAAUGGUCCAAACAAUCCGAUUUCAGUAUUCUUCAAGACGAGUGCCGACGCGAUGCAAACAAUCUUGAACCGAUUCUGGAAGGGCUCAACCGACGAAUCGCAUUGACAACCCGAUUAGAGGAACAGCUUAGACUGAUUGAUGAAGGAGAAUUUGACACUGACUCUUCCAGUGCCAGUGGUGAUGAAGAUGACGAAGAAUCUGAGACGAGCCUUUCGACUGACUCCUCUGAACAGAUUUUCUUAAGGCCGUCACUCAUGAAGCUUGCUAAAACGACUAUCCCACUCAUCAAGUUGCUCAGAAUAUUUGCCAACAAGCUGUCAAACACUCCAACAAGCAAAGCACCAUUUACAUUUGGUACCAAGCUGAGUUCCGCUGAGAUCCGCGAGAUCGAUUGCGAAAUUGGCGGACUCAGUUGUAGCAUCAGGAAUCUUUUGAACCUCAUUUUUUAUAUGUUCGAUCGCGAUAAGUAUGUGGAUGAUAUGAAAAAUCUUGAACAACAUCUCAAGGAGCUCCCCCGUCAUUUUAAUACCUCUAUAGUCUUGUUAUGCUGUUAUCUUCUACCUGUAAACGAUCAACUUGAUCUUCCAAUAUCCGGAAAUCUCUUCAAAACUUGGUUUCUUACUUUAAGAGAACAAUUUGACUUGGCGUACGACAAUUUCAGACAGGCUUUUUCGCGCUUUAAAGAAGAAAUCCAAGCAUAA
This is a messenger RNA of Puccinia graminis f. sp. tritici CRL 75-36-700-3, 1368 nucleotides long. RefSeq lists its product as uncharacterized. The record is from RefSeq and is a predicted model, not a curated record. The transcript is spliced from 2 exons. Bases 1 to 1368 code for a protein of 455 amino acids. Lineage: Eukaryota; Fungi; Basidiomycota; Pucciniomycetes; Pucciniales; Pucciniaceae.